AAUUGAUGUGAAAUUGACUAAUGUUUAGGACGGCUGCUUAUCGCUUACGAGUGCUCCGUCGACAUCUGAGUACUGUAUCAAGAUCAAUACAACUUCGAGCUAUGUCUUCAAAUGAUAAACCCACUGCUGGCAUUAUAAUUAUUGGUGAUGAGAUUUUAAAAGGACACGUCCAAGACACCAACUCACAUUAUUUAUGUAAUGAGCUUUUUCAAAUGGGAAUCAAAGUUGAAAAGAUAACAGUAGUUGGUGAUGACUUGCAUUCAGUUGCAAAUGAAAUUGCAAGCUUUUCAUCCCAAUAUACGCACGUACUUACCUCUGGUGGAAUAGGGCCAACUCAUGAUGACAUCACUUUCAAAAGUGUUGCCAUGGCAUUUGAUGAAAGCCUAGAGCUGAAUGAUGAGCUGGUGGCACUUUGCAAACAAUUCUUUGGAGCUGAACACAGUCUGGAUUCUCCACAGAUGAAAAUGGCUUUUAUCCCAAAAUCUGCCAAAUUGCAUUAUGGCUAUGACGCAGGCACUGGUGAGAAAAAUAUGUAUCCUUUGAUUACAGUUAAAAAUGUUGUGGUGUUUCCUGGAGUCCCAAAAAUUCUAAAGAAAGACUUCAAACUACUUAAGAAAACAUUGUUUCAAAAAUCUGAUGUAAGCUUCUAUUACCGUGAUGUGUACUUGGCAUGUGAUGAGAUAAGUAUAGCGGGAAUAUUGAAUGAAUUUAACAAUAAGUACAAGGACUUUAUACAGCUGGGUUCCUAUCCAGAUUUUGUUAACAGCUAUUACAAGGUAAAGGUCAGCCUAGAGUGUCAAGAUGAGGCCAAGUUAGAAGCAGCAUAUGCCGAGCUCACUAGCAUAUUGCCGUCAGAGCACAUUGUUCAGUAUGAGAAAGACCCUGUGAAAUCUGCAGCUGACAAAGUGUACAAUCUUCUUCAAUUGACAACACAACCUGAGUUGACCAAGCCUCUAAGCAUGGCUGUUAGGGUUCUAGAGGAGGCCCUCGAAAAGUACCAACUAGAAGAGAUAUGUGUUGGCUUCAAUGGUGGCAAAGACUGCACCAUUCUUGUUCACUUAUUCUAUGCUGUGGUUCAAAGAAAAUAUGGUGAUAAUAUACCAGGAGAAUUGCAAGCUUUAUACAUAGAAGGCAAACCAUCAUUCCAACAACAGGAGUUGUUUAUUACAGAAACAUUUACAAGAUACAAUUUAACGCCUGUUAGAAUUCAUGGAAGAAUCAAGGAAGGCCUCAAAGCGUUGCAAGUAAGUCAUCCACUUAUCAAAGCUGUCAUAAUGGGAACAAGAAAAUCUGAUCCUUAUUCAGAUCAUCUAGAAGCGUUUAGUAUGACGGAUGACGACUGGCCUCGUUUUAUGCGGGUUAAUCCUAUUCUGGAGUGGACUUACCGUGAUGUGUGGGCAUUGCUCAGGACCUUACAAGUACCAUAUUGCUCACUAUAUGACCAAGGAUAUACAUCACUGGGUAGUAGAAAUAACACAUUUCCAAAUCCAGUGCUUCGAUUUGUUGACAAGUAUGGCAUUGCACGAUACAAGCCGGCCUACCAGUUGACUGAUGGAAAGAGGGAACGAACAGCAAGAACAAAAAGCAUUGAUGUAUCAGACACACCUUUUGAAAACUGAACAAAUUGAGUUUUUCUUUACAAAUGCCUAUGCUUUAAAUUCCUUUUUUUAAAGAAUAUUUUAAUAAAUUUUGCAAUCAGAUGUAUAUUUUUAAUCAUUUGCAAAAAGAUAAAAUAUUGUAUUCCAUUUAAUAUAUUGUGUUGUUACGGUGCUUUUGCUAUAUUUACAACUAUUAUGCAACUAUUUGCUUAAGAUAUACGUGUCUGUAUACUGCAAUAAUGUGACCCUAUAGUGGGUCACAUUAAAGGUUACAAUAACAGUCAGUGGCAUAUCCAUUCCAAGGUAAUAAUAAUAAUAAUAAUAAUAAUGAAGUGCAAGUCCCCAAAAAGUUUUAUUCACCCCACCCCACCACCAGCGGUGGUGCCCACGGGGGAAUUCUCUCCUUCGUCGGACAGGCCUUGAGGCCACGACGAGGUCGUUGAAUAAAAAAUAAUAUAAAAAAAAUUCUAUCCAAAUAACGUUAUUUUGAUUGCCAUUCCCUAAUAUUGUGGUCUAAAAGCACAAUUUGGAGCAUAAUAAGCUGUAAAAACACUUACUGCGAAGACUACCAGGGAUUUUUUUCCCGGCCCGACCAAGGAUCUAGUUGGCCUCUUGGUUCUGACACCAUCGCACAUUUCAGACCUCUUGUUGGGAAAUUUGCUGGGCAAACCAUAACACCAAUUAAAAAUUACCUCAUUCUUCCAACUACUCACUUUCCCAUUGCAUAUGCUACUGUAAUUGACUCAAUAUACUUUAUUCUACCUAUGAGUAGUAAAUUUCAUAUGCUGCUUUACUCAAAUUGAAUAAAUUAUCUCAAUAUCAUAAUCAAAAACAUAAAGUCUGAUUUUUUUUAUUUGGUGUCAAUUUUUAAUGACAACUCAUAAUAAAUAACGCUGAGUAUUUUCA
Molecule: messenger RNA, 2504 nt
Organism: Anneissia japonica
Lineage: Eukaryota; Metazoa; Echinodermata; Crinoidea; Comatulida; Comatulidae
Product: FAD synthase-like
Exons: 12
Coding region: 21-1619 (532 amino acids)
Biological process (GO): FAD biosynthetic process
Molecular function (GO): FMN adenylyltransferase activity
Source: RefSeq, a predicted model, not a curated record